Penicillium cataractarum is the source of this 960-nucleotide messenger RNA. Its product is annotated as Short chain dehydrogenase atnD. The coding region runs from base 1 to 960 and encodes 319 amino acids. NCBI's taxonomy places the organism in Eukaryota, Fungi, Ascomycota, Eurotiomycetes, Eurotiales, Aspergillaceae. The record is from RefSeq and is a predicted model, not a curated record. The transcript has a single exon.
AUGGGCUUCCUCUAUUCUCAAGUCUUUGUCCGACCGAUAUAUCCCACCCGCUCCUUCGAGGGCCAAACGGUGCUCAUCACCGGCUCGAAUGUGGGUCUUGGCCUCGAAGCUGCUCGCCAUGUGGUCCGACUGGGGGCUGCACGAGUGAUUCUCGGUGUACGAAAUGUACCUGCUGGUGAAGCUGCCAAGGAAGAGAUUGAAAAGUCUACUCGUCGCCCGGGAGUCUGCGAAGUAUGGGAGGUCGACCUGGCUUCCCACAGUUCGACUCUGGCCUUUGGCGAUCGAAUCGCCCAGCUCCCUCGCCUCGAUGCUGCAAUUCUCAAUGCAGCAGUAGCCACUCGAACCUACCAACAGGCCGAGGGAUAUGAACGAACUAUUACCGUGAACGUGAUCAACACCCUGCUCCUCGCACUCCUCAUUCUCCCCCGACUGAAGGCCACUGGACAAGAGUUCCCAUCAUCUCAGCCCCGUUUGUCCUUUAUCGUUAGUGAAGUCCACGCUUGGGUUGAGUUUACCGAAUGGAAGGACACAGACAAGACUAUGCAGCUCCUCUCGGAUCCCAACAAGGCCAAGAUGGGGGAGCGAUACCCAUUGUCUAAAUUGUUAGAGGUCUUGCUCGUGCAAGAGCUCGCAGGUCGGACGCGCGGCACGGAUGUGAUCAUUACCAUGGUCAAUCCUGGACUUUGCCAUUCAUCUCUUGGCCGCGAAGCGGGCUGGCAACUCACCGCAAUGAAGCUAGUAUUGGCGCGAACCACUGAAGUAGGAUCACGCACCCUGGUAGCUGGCAUCUCCACCGGUAUCGAGGGACAUGGUUCCUAUAUGACGGAUGCUACGGUGGACAACACUAGUCUUUCACCAUUUGUCCGCAGUGAAGAGGGACGUCCAGCUCGGGAGAAGCUUUGGAGGGAAUUGUCGGCAAUCCUUGAACCAAUUCGCCCUGGUAUCAUGCAGAUCAUUUGA